This is a messenger RNA of Fundulus heteroclitus (mummichog), 1283 nucleotides long. Its product is annotated as LIM and SH3 domain protein 1. Gene Ontology annotation, cellular component: focal adhesion. The record is from RefSeq and is a predicted model, not a curated record. Gene Ontology annotation, molecular function: actin filament binding. The transcript is spliced from 7 exons. NCBI's taxonomy places the organism in Eukaryota, Metazoa, Chordata, Actinopteri, Cyprinodontiformes, Fundulidae. Bases 166 to 855 code for a protein of 229 amino acids.
UUCGGGUACAGUAUAUUAACAGCAAUCCCUGCAGACAAAACGAUGGGACAAAAGGGGUCUUUUGCUUCCCGUCAAUGACUUUUCAUAGUCUUUUAUUUUUUGUAACUACUGGACGAGAGCCAUCUUUUGUUAUUUUUAUUAAGUGUGAGAAAUCGCCGAGCCGUCAUGAAUCCACCGUGUGGGAGAUGCAACAAACCAGUUUAUCCAACAGAAAAAAUAAACUGCCUUGAUAAGUAUUGGCACAAAGGUUGUUUCAGCUGCGAGGUUUGCAAGAUGGCCCUGAGUAUGAACAACUAUAAAGGCUUUGAGAAGAAACCCUACUGCAGUAUGCAUUACCCCAAGACCUCCUUCACCAUUGUGACCGACACCCCUGAGAACCUACGUCUGAAACAACAGAGCCAGCUCAAUAGCCAGGCCCUUUACAAGGAGGAGUUUGAGAAGAACAAGGGGAAAGGUUUCAGCGUGGUGGUCGACACACCGGAGAUGCAGAGGCUGAAGAAGACGCAGGACCAGAUCAGCAACAUAAAGUACCAUGAAGAUUUUGAGAAAAGUAAGAUACGAAGUGAUGCCCCUCCUCCUGAAAACAGACAAGAGCAAGAUAUGCAAGCAUCAAACCCUGAAAGAUUCAGCCAGCUGGCCGGACAGAUGCGCCCUGGUGCUGCAUCUCCACCUAGUGGAGGGAAGAGCUACCAGGCCUUGUACAGCUACACGGCAGCAGAGGCAGACGAAGUUUCCCUGCAGGAGGGCGAUCUGAUCUUAGAUGUCGAGCCCAUAGAUGAGGGCUGGAUGUUCGGAUGCAACCAGCGCACUGGGAAGAAGGGAAUGCUGCCAGCCAAUUAUGUCCGACCGGUUUGAGAAGUUACUGGAGCAUGCGUACAUCAUUUUGUUUUUUUCCAGACAACGUGACUAUUGUAACAGUUUGGACUUUUGGCUCUUAUAGGAGAAUAAUAAAAAAUGAUGAAUACAAUUUUUAAAUGCAACUGCAAGUCCAUUUGUCUUCGGUUUGAAGCAGCUUUCACUUCAUGAUGUAUUAUGCGCUGAAAAUAUAAAAUGCAUGUCCUGUUUUUUUUUUGUUUUUUUUAUGCAUUUUGUGAAGCAUUUGGGAUUGAUUAAACUGCAGCUUUGCUCAUCUGCCAUUCUGUGCCCAUUAAAGUAGGAAAAGAAAGUAGGAAAUAUAAUGAGCUUUAUUAACAAAUGUAACAUCACUAAACAGUAAAAGGUAACCACAACAGAUUAAAACUUUUUUUUUUUACAAAUCAUGUUAAAGUUAAAACAAAAAAAAA